Messenger RNA from Acanthamoeba castellanii str. Neff, 798 nucleotides. RefSeq lists its product as uncharacterized. The record is from RefSeq and is a predicted model, not a curated record. The transcript has 3 exons. Bases 1 to 798 code for a protein of 265 amino acids. NCBI's taxonomy places the organism in Eukaryota, Discosea, Longamoebia, Acanthamoebidae.
AUGGAUGAGCCCGGUCGUGUGGGCGGCCCGUUGAUCCGGCCCCUCAGCUACUACCUUCAAUCCCCUUCUCCGCAAGUGCACUUGCCGCCACCUGCCGAAUUUGCAUCAAGGGGGCGCUUUCGAGUGCCCAGUUACAACCACAAUUCGACGGAGAAGUUGCUGCUGGAGGCCGACCUGCUCUUCAAUGAGCUGCAAGCCUCCUCCUCUUCUUCCGACCCCUCGUCUCCGAUAAGUUAUCACGUGCCUUCCGCGACUCGACUCCUGACCAAGACUAGGGACCCGCUGCCCAACGCCGCCGCCGCCGCCUCGGAGCCAGUGGCCACGACCAAGACGAAGGCGAGGAAGCCAGCAGAGGCCACCGUCACCUCCACCGCUGCCGCCCCCACCAAACGGCAACGAGUGGAGCAAAGAGCGGAGGACGAGCGCUACGAACGAGUUGAGGUCUCCGAGCUCGAGCAGGCCUCGGCCGGGCAAAUAGCCGAGCUGAGCCGAGACAGCGAUAGCGACAGCGACAAGAAGAAGAAGAAGACCAAGGAGCGCAAGAGCAGGGCAGCAGAGAAGAACACGAAAAAGGACGAAAAAGAGAAGGCCAAGGGGAAGCGAGCAAGAAGAUCGGCCGAUGAAGCGCGCCAAGAGGACGAAGAGGAGGAGGAGGAGCAGCCCAAGAGGCGGCGUAGGAUUCGGCAGACGGGAGACAAGAAGGCCGGACAGGCGAGGCCCACCACCUCCUCAGACGGGCGUUGGAAGAGUACUGCCUGCUGCCCUCUCGGUGUUUGCGGGGAAAUACGUGUGCGCUGA